AUGCAACAAAGAGGUAAAGCUACCAUUCAGAACACGCUUCCAAUGAAAGACGUGAUGAAAUACAAAUCCUCAGAUUGGUACUUCUCUAGAAUCCAAACAGGAAAAACAGUAAAUAUUGUAUCAGGCAGAAUACCGGUAUACUUAGCUUUUUCUCUUUCUAACACAGCCGGAAUUCGAGAUAUUUCUUUAGAGUUAACAGAUGCAUCAGAUACAAUUAAGGAUGAUUUCGAGAUAAUUGAUACAAAUAUACCAUCGUUAGCUACAGAACCUGACGAAGAAGAAGAAGAAGAAGUAGAUGAUGGAGAUAAUGAUGAAGAUCCAAUACCUUCUUCGUCAAGCGAAUCAUCAUCUGCAACAGAAGAACCAAGUAGCGAAAUAUCGGUUGCGACUCCACAACCAAGAAUGUUCGAUUCGACACCAUUUAUGACUCCAGAUGAAACGUGGGAUGGAGGAUGGAACGACCCACCGAACGUAAUCGUCCGCGGCAAUGACGUUCCAGAAAUACAUGAAACGCAUCCACCGAUUCAGACAAAAUAUAUAAAAACAAAUGUUCCAAAAGUGACAAAAAUAAUUAAUGUUACUGCCGGUACAGGUGUAAUUGUUGUUGUAGUCGUUCUGACAGUCAUAAAUAUUGUGAGGACUUUCCAUAGAAUCAAAUCUCAUAAAGUCUCUGCGGUUGGUUCAAAUUCAGAUUUUUCUGAUAUGGAUCUUGAUGUUUACUCUAGCCCUGAAUAUGUUGUAAGUGAUGAUAACCCAUUUGUACUUAAAUAA
Molecule: messenger RNA, 771 nt
Organism: Trichomonas vaginalis G3
Lineage: Eukaryota; Parabasalia; Trichomonadida; Trichomonadidae
Exons: 1
Coding region: 1-771 (256 amino acids)
Source: RefSeq, a predicted model, not a curated record